This is a messenger RNA of Gloeophyllum trabeum ATCC 11539, 955 nucleotides long. RefSeq names its product Maf/Ham1. NCBI's taxonomy places the organism in Eukaryota, Fungi, Basidiomycota, Agaricomycetes, Gloeophyllales, Gloeophyllaceae. The transcript has 7 exons. The record is from RefSeq and is a predicted model, not a curated record. Gene Ontology annotation, molecular function: nucleoside triphosphate diphosphatase activity. The coding region runs from base 1 to 738 and encodes 245 amino acids.
AUGUCGAGCAAACAUAAUGCUAUCCUGCCGCAUGCUUUGAAAAUCCCUGCUCUUUCUAAAUUGGCCGACAAACGUGUCAUAUUAGCUUCCAAUAGCCCUCGGCGUAAAGAGAUUCUGCAGACUCUCGGUAUCGCACCUGAGAUAGUUCCAUCGACAUUCCAGGAAAAUCUGCCGCAAAGUUCGUUCGAGGAUGUGCACGAGUACCCCGUGGCAACGGCAACGCACAAGGCCGUGGAGGUGUACGAACGGCUUGUGCAAGAAAAUCCUGACGACCCGCCAGAUCUCGUAAUCGGAGCUGACACCGUAGUUCUCACCCACAUCCCCGGUCCCACCUCCGAAUUCACAUACGCCCAGCCCCGACAGGAAAUUCUCGAGAAGCCCGAGUCAGAGGCGGACAACCUGCGCAUGCUGCUCGACUUAAAUGGGGGCAUGUGCGAAGUGGUCACAGGUGUCAGCUUAGUAUACCCUAUUCUGUCUGCACCAGGGUACGAGAUCAAGUCUUUGGACGAACGCACGUUAGUCCACUUCGCGGAUAACGAGAAGUCCGUUCUUCAGGCGUAUGCCUCCAACGGAGAAGGCCGCGACCGCGCCGGUGGGUUCGCCAUCCAGGGACUUGGUUCGCUGUUGAUCAAGAAGAUCGACGGUGAUUACAAUAACGUCGUCGGGUUCCCUUCUUCUUCCUUCGUCAAGUUUCUCCAGCUUCUGAUCGACGAGGAACCGGAUUUCUUGAGUAUAUAAUCAUAGACUCGGGGCGAAUGCCAGCCCCCUUAUUGAGUACAAGCAGGGAGUGGAAAUGGAGCGUACGUGUAUAGCUCUGAUAGUAUACAUGAAACUAUUCGAAAGAAGACAUAGACCAAAGAUAUGCAAAAACAUACAUCCCUAGAUCCCAAGGCACUGAGGAUUCAAGCCGUGGGGUUCCCACUGUUACCCCUCCGAACUCUCUGUGCAAGUGGGC